This is a messenger RNA of Saprolegnia parasitica CBS 223.65, 369 nucleotides long. RefSeq lists its product as hypothetical. Lineage: Eukaryota; Oomycota; Saprolegniomycetes; Saprolegniales; Saprolegniaceae. The coding region runs from base 1 to 369 and encodes 122 amino acids. The transcript has 2 exons. The record is from RefSeq and is a predicted model, not a curated record.
AUGCAAAAGAACGUGCGCGAGCUCGAUACGGAACGGCGUAGCCGCAACACGACCGAGGACAACGAAGCGGUCGUCUGUGACGCCGGCUCGUCAUUUGUCCGAGAGGCACGAGACCGGGAUUGUUUUGCUCUUUCUGCACCUUACACAGCUCUCGCGUCGCCCGCUCGUCGUACCUCGAACGAAAGAUGGUCCCAACGCAUGGCCCAACGCAUGGCCCAAGAAGCCAAGUGCCCCAUGAAAGACUUGCGACGCUUCAACAGCCGCAGAUUGCGCGAGGCCAAGCACCUCGUUGUGUGCACGGACGAGCUCCUCGUGACGACCACCUGGCGCCGCAAUCGACGUCUUGGCCGUCGCCGAGGGGCUCGGUAA